AUGGAACUACUAUGUCGUAAAUCAGCUCUGCGCAGCUAUGGACGACUCAUGACCGGCAAGACAGUCGGACUGGUUGUCGGCCGUUAUGAUGAGAUUGACUGCGUUAUUUCCAUCCUCUGCCGCAAGACCAAGAACUGCGCUGCGCUGCGCUGGUUGGUCCCUCUGUGCGAGGGGGGAGGGCCAGCACCUUCUCGUCGCUGUCGCGGGGCGUUCUUGGCUCCGAUCGCUUGCCGGCUCCGGGCGGAUUUUGGAGGGGACAAUCGUGCCAGGAUUAGCCGGACCCUGCGCCGGAUCAGCGCGAUUAGGAACAGGCAGGGAGACAUUGUAGGACUGACCUGCCGCGUCGGGAGGGCUGUGCCCGGAAGUGCUAAUUUGCUUCAGGAUUUGGUGAAGGCUGGUGGGUCGUUGCUGCUCAUCGGCCCACCAGGGGUGGGGAAGACAACAGUCAUAAGAGAAAUUGCACGAAUGCUAGCAGAUGACUACGAUAAGCGGGUGAUGACUGUUGAUACAUUCAAUGAGAUAGCUGGAGAUGGCGACAUUCCUCACCCAGGAAUAGGCAAAGCCCGUAGGUUGCAAGUGCCUAUCCAAGAAAUGCAGCAUAAGGUGUUGACAGAAGCUGUGGAAAAUCACAUGCCUCAAGCAAUCGUCAUUGAUGAAAUUGGAACUAAGCUAGAGGCUAUGGCUGCUAGCACCAUUGCACAGCGGGGGAUACAACUUGUUGCCUCCGCUCAUGGUGUAACAAUAGAGAACCUGACCAUGAAUCCUUCAGUAGAUAUGCUUGUCGGAGGAAUACAGGUAAUGACAUGCUGCACUUGA
This is a messenger RNA of Hordeum vulgare subsp. vulgare (domesticated barley), 816 nucleotides long. Its product is annotated as protein SEEDLING PLASTID DEVELOPMENT 1-like. NCBI's taxonomy places the organism in Eukaryota, Viridiplantae, Streptophyta, Magnoliopsida, Poales, Poaceae. The transcript is spliced from 4 exons. The coding region runs from base 1 to 816 and encodes 271 amino acids. Gene Ontology annotation, molecular function: ATP hydrolysis activity. The record is from RefSeq and is a predicted model, not a curated record.